This is a messenger RNA of Brettanomyces nanus, 2280 nucleotides long. RefSeq lists its product as uncharacterized. The record is from RefSeq and is a predicted model, not a curated record. NCBI's taxonomy places the organism in Eukaryota, Fungi, Ascomycota, Pichiomycetes, Pichiales, Pichiaceae. Bases 1 to 2280 code for a protein of 759 amino acids. The transcript has a single exon.
AUGGACGAGUCAAACUCCUCUACAAUAUCGUUUUCUCGAGCAUCGAGUAUCAGUGAGUCUCAGAUACGUUCCACGAUGGCGGAGAAGCGGAUGGGACGUCUUUUCAAGCAGCCUCAGUCUUUGCAGGACCAGAAAGCUAAUGGCGAGUCACGAGACGUGAAGGAUGCGAGGGAGACUGGGGAGGAUGCACGAGACGCACGAGAUGCACGAGACACACGAGACAUACGAGACAUACGAGACACACGCUAUCGAUCGAGAACGAUCUCGACGUCUCAGACUCCUCAUGCUGCGACACAUUCGUCCAAUAACGCUACUACAGCAGCAGUAUCGUCUCAUUCGACGUCGUCUUCGGCGUCGUCGACGGCUAGCACUGCAUCGGCAAUGACAUCACCGGCAUCUCAGCCAUCUCUUCCGUCUAUGCAGACCCCGCAGAGACCUGCAUUACCGCGUAAGUUGUCCAUGGGGUCUCGUUCAGUAACCAUGAAGUUCACCACGGUGAAGCAGACCCCUCCACAGAUAUUGCCACAGAUACAGACAUCUCCACUGAUGCAGCCAGGUUCAUUAUCAAGCUCAUCUGCUCCAUCUCAGAGCUUAGUCCACGGCCUUGUCCCACUCUCACGCAAGUUUCGUUUUAUUUACAGAGAGACAAUCAUGCUAAUUCGACAUCUCGACCUCGAUAAAACUGUCACAUUGGAGGUCGGUGCUUAUCCCAGCUUUUCUGCCCUAUUAGACACGGUGGAGAAGAAACAAAGUGCAAAGGAGUCAUUUGAAAAGCUACUAUCCCCUCUAGCCAACUCUUUGACUCGUUCUAUGAAGGAUCUGUGUACUCUAAUUGAUGGGUUAGGCCUUUGUGCAGCUUCACUUGCAUCUUGCGAAAGUGAAUCCCUUCGUAUGGCCUAUUUUACUCUUCUGUCGUUGCUUAUUGAGGCCAUUAAUAUGUGCAGAAUACUCUCUCCCCUGCAGAUAAGGCUUCGUAAGCAGGCAUCUGCUUCUUCAUCCAUGCCUUUAUCUAUGCCCUCAUCUUCGUCGUCUACCUCAGUAUCUUCUCCAUUCUCUACUUCGACACGUUCAAAAUCGCAGAGGAUCCGUAAAACUCCUGUCAAUUCUCCGGCUGCCCUCGGUAGAGCUCCUCCUCCAAAUCCUCAGCAUACUGGCCAAUCCAUUCCAGUUGUCUCGAAACAAUUGCCAUUUUCGGUUGCUACUUCCAGUUCAUCAGCUACACUUUCUUCUAUCCAGAGACCUCCUUUGAAGAUUGAUACUUCAAUAAAUAGUGUUAGAAGACAGGACUCUGAGUUGAGUAUUGGUAGUGCUUUCUCGGACAUGCUAGCUACAUCUUCGGCAAUAGCCAAGAGUUCAUUUACUGAAGAUGAUAAGCUCUUUGAUCUUAUUGCAUACACCAUUCAGGCUUCGCAAGUAGUUUUUAGUCAGAUGAAUACUGCCAUCUCUAAAAGUGCCAUGACUACUGCUCAGACGACAGAGGAUCAUUACAAUCCUACUAUAGGAGAGUCCAACGAACUAGAUCAUGUAGGACAGAAGAUUAAAGAGAUGACUAUGCUCUGUAUAGCAUCAAUGGAACAGACCAAGCGCAUUAAUACUACUUUACUAUCUGCCAAAAAGAGCAACAAAUUAGACGAAGAAGCACAGAAAAGACUCUAUGAGGAAACCAACUUGUUCCUCAAAUCCAUUAUUAAUGUUCUGGCUGCCACUAAAGGUGCCAUUCAAGAUAUCCCCGCCUUAAAUGAAGUCAGAGGUGCUCUAUCAAACCUUACCAGGGCCACCAAAGAACUUACCAUUCGCUUGGAGACCAGCGCUUUGAAACAGGCAGUGAUGAGCAACACUUCUUCUUCCACGACGCUUGUGGAACAACCUCCUCUUUCUGCUAUUCCAUCUGUUGCCAACUUCCAACCAUUUUCUGCCCACAUGAAUUCAGUUUCGCCCACGAGGUAUUCACCACCACCAUCAGUGUCUGCCUCGCAGGCCGCUAACACGAUAACUUCCGGUUCCACUCUAUCCCCCAGCUUUUUACCCAAAACAGAGAUCGAUUUGAAAGAAGGAGUAUCGAUGCAGCAACAUAUUAUGGGUCUAAAGACAACCAAAAAUGAAAUUAUAUCUCCAAUGCAAACUCCUCUCACUACACCUUUAGUGGCUUCUAUUGGACCAACAGCAGCCUCUGCUGUGCUGCCUACUACUACUACAACAACAACGACACCUUCACCUCAGGCCAACAACAGUCACGACAUGGAGCUCAAUCCAUUCGAUAAGUUACUAGGGAAGAGAUGA